AUGGCAUGCUAUCACGUGCUCGAAACAUCUCAUAAACUGGGUCCCAUCAUUGUCCGAAGCCUGGAUUAUGAGUUUGAACAGUCAUGUCCUCUUGCAGUCACCUCGAGCGAUACGAUUUUCGUGAAGGCUUGGAUAAGCCCAAGCCGCCUCCCCGUAAUCGCAUCUUAUAAAGAUCCAGUUGUACGACUGUUUUCGAGUGUCCGUCACCUACUCAUUGAUAUUGAACUGGUCGCCGUACAUCCAGCGCUUGCUAUCCAUCCAGUACAAUCACCCAUCUCCCGGUAUGCAAUGCUUUGCUUGCAGUCACCUAACGCCAAAUGCACCAACUCAACAUCAAGAUCAAUACCGCUCGACUCGGCCUGUUGCUCCACCAAGAACAAGAACAACCUCGAUCAAAUCGUUGCAUCGAGCCUAGCAUACUUGAACGGCGUACAGAAUGUAGGUGGAUCUACAAGUCACGACACAGUCUGUUCGAGGAGCUCGACCUUAUUUGACGGCGUCUCGGCCUUGAUCCACACAAAAUCGCCGACGUUGCAGCAUUUUCUUACUCUUCCUACGAUAGAGAUUCCAGGAACGAUCGGAUCAAAAGAUACUCAGGCAACCAGACUCAAUGGCUUGCCACCCCCUCGACCUACUCGAUCACCAAGGCGCAAGGAUCAUGAGGAGGCCUCAGCAGAACACAAGCCUCGUACACGGCUUCUCUCAAAUUACUGCUACGAUCCUUUUGCAGGUUACAAAUACGAAGAUCUGAGCAUGCAGGCUGACUCGGUAGAGACUUGCAGCAGAGGAGACAGCAUCGAUCUUGACCCCGACUUUUGUAUCGAUCGUAUCAUUUCAAGACAUGGGAUGAAGCAGGUCAACCCUUCUUUGUAUUCGGCAAAGACAAGUCGCUCAACCUUUGGAGAUAUUCGGUCAGCCUUGAUACCGAGGGCUCGCCAGCUGCCGACAAUCAAAGAGCCUGAACCUCGUUCAGAGGACGUGAGAUGUGCCAAGCCGCACAUCUCGUACAAAGCAGCAGCGCGAAGUGAAGAAACAAGCACUCAAGACUCUCCGACAGAAAGACCAGCAAGGCGGCAAAAUUUGCUUGCCAGGAGAGGUCUGAUGAGUCUAACCGUCAACAAACUCCAUCCACGGAAGCGGACAGAGUGUAUGUCUGUUGAGCGCGAUACCUUCACUAUUAAUCAACAUGGGAGAAACCGGGCUCCCGACCUGAACAAGAUGCCAGACAGCCUUCUGGCCAAGGAUGUCCGUUCCGGCAGGUCGACGGUGCAAGAAUCGGUCAAGACGGCUAUCGUCAACGUCUACGCGGAAGCCAGGAUCCAACUCAAUCUUCCAGUCUACCACCGCCGAUUGCGGAAGCAAGCCUAUCCGCCUCGUGUUCACUACUCGGAGCUCUCGGAGCUCACAAACACCGUGCACGAAGUCACGAAGCGAACAUGCACACGUGUCGUUUCGCCUCAAAGUCCCCAUAUGCGCUCUUUUUCAGAAGUGCACACCCUCUCGUGCUCGCCCAGUUGUGCCUCGGAUGGUUCGCGUCCUCGUUCACUACGCUGA
This is a messenger RNA of Mycosarcoma maydis (corn smut), 1554 nucleotides long. RefSeq lists its product as uncharacterized. NCBI's taxonomy places the organism in Eukaryota, Fungi, Basidiomycota, Ustilaginomycetes, Ustilaginales. Bases 1 to 1554 code for a protein of 517 amino acids. The record is from RefSeq and is a predicted model, not a curated record. The transcript is spliced from 2 exons.